Messenger RNA from Lolium perenne, 1587 nucleotides. Its product is annotated as protein STRICTOSIDINE SYNTHASE-LIKE 3. Gene Ontology annotation, molecular function: hydrolase activity. The record is from RefSeq and is a predicted model, not a curated record. Gene Ontology annotation, cellular component: endomembrane system. Lineage: Eukaryota; Viridiplantae; Streptophyta; Magnoliopsida; Poales; Poaceae.
CGCACGCAGAGGAAGCCAGCUAGAGCACGCAGAGAAGGAGAGGAUGGUGUCGACGGGCGUGGUUGUCGCGGCGGCGGUGGUGGCGGCGCUGGCGGCGUUCUGCGGGACGGACCCGCUGCGGCUGGGCAGCAUGGUGGACUUCCCGGGCUUCGAGGCGCACGUCGUGGAGCUCCCCGACGCGGCCGAGAUGCCCCCGCACGCGGACGCCGCCGAGCGGCUCCGCGGCGCGGAGAUCCGGUUCCGCGGCGAGGUGCAGGGCCCCGAGAGCGUCGCCUUCGACCCGCGCGGCCGCGGGCCCUACACGGGCGUCGCCGACGGCCGCGUCGUGCUCUGGGACGGCGCCCGCUGGGCCUACUUCGCGCACGCCUCCCCGAACUGGACCGCCGACCGCUGCGGCGGGCCCAAGGCGUCGCCCAUGGAGUACCUGAGGGACGAGCACGUCUGCGGCCGCGCGCUCGGCAUCCGGUUCGACAGGAGGACCGGCGACCUCUACAUCGCCGACGCCUACUACGGGCUGUGCAAGGUCGGGCCCGACGGCGGGCUCGCCACGCCGCUCGCCGUCGAGGCCGAGGGCGUGCGCUUCAACUUCACCAACGACCUCGACCUUGACGCCGAUGGCAACGUCUACUUCACCGACAGCAGCGUCCUCUACCAGAGAAGGAAUUUCAUGCAGUUGGUUUUUGCCGGAGACCCCUCGGGCAGGCUCUUGAAAUACGACCCGAAAACAAAGGAAACAACAGUUCUUCACCGAAACCUUCAAUUUCCCAAUGGGGUGAGCUUAAGCAAGGAUGGGUCGUUCUUCGUCUUCUGCGAAGGAUCUCGCGGAAGGUUGAGCAGAUACUGGCUGAAGGGUGAGAAGGCAGGAACCGUCGAUCUCUUCGCCAUCCUGCCUGGAUUCCCAGACAAUGUGAGGACCAACGAGAAAGGCGAGUUCUGGGUAGCAAUCCAUUGCCGGCGCAGUGUCUAUGCCCGGCUCGUGAGUCGCCACAUCCGGCUGAGGAAGUUCCUGCUCAGCCUCCCGAUCCCCGCCAAGUUCCACUACCUGAUGCAGAUCGGCGGCAACCUGCACGCGCUGAUCAUCAAGUACAGCCCUGAGGGGGAGGUGCUCGACAUCUUGGAGGACACGAAGGGGCAGGUGGUGAGAGCUGUAAGUGAAGUGGAGGAGAAGGAUGGCAAACUCUGGAUAGGAUCCGUUCUCAUGCCCUUCAUUGCCGUCUUCGACUAUGCCAAUGAGUCCUAGCUGCCGGGUCAAAGAGUAUGAGAUCCACGAACGCCAUUGCACACGCUUGUUGCUUGAUCCAAAUAAAUGUGGUCUUGAAAAAAUGUAGAAUGGCUUGAUGUUUCAGCCUUUCCCUAAUGGUUGCCGUACCUCCCGGACAUUUUUAGUCAGAUCUUUUAGCACCUCACUUUGCCGAGUCCAUAUUUGUAAGUUUAUUACUCCCUCUGACCUACAUUACUUAUUUUACUGUGUCUAUUCGCUCGUUUCGGCGAUAAGUAAUACGGGUCGGAGGGAGUAUCUGUUGGUUGUCCGUUUCAAUUUCUGAAAAGAAAUCUGUCUGUCCAAUAGAGAGUGUUGUUAACUGUCCA